AUGGAUGUCCGGCGUCAAUUUCCUACUGUACACUGGAUCUGGGGAGGAGGGAUUUCAUCUGUGUAUGAGGUCCAUCCUCUCAUCGUCGUCAAGGUCCCAAAGCCUGGCGAAUUUGAGAGAGAGCAAUUCCAAAGGGAACUUAAGAUCUAUGAGGCCUUUUCGCAGCACCCGCCGUGUCCCUCUGUGGUGCAGUGUUUUCACUACACAAACAAUGGCAUCUUUCUAGAAUAUAUGAGGGGUGAGACUCUAUUUCAGUUCGCAUAUGUCUGCCUUUCUUACAGGAUACAAUGCAAUCACGUUCGGGAUCAGCAAACUAUGGUGGUUACUAAAGUCGCAAAGUUGGAGCCUCUCUCUCUGCGCAAGGAGUGGAUGAAUGACCUUGCUCAAGCUGUUGCUUUCCUUGAAUCACUCAACCUUGCCCAUGGCGAUCUACGACCUGAGAAUAUCCUACUUGAUUGUGACCGGCUGAAACUAUCCGAUUUUGAUUGUACUGUAGAAAUUGGGACAUAUUUUGAAGCUUGCAUACCCCCAUAUGGAAGAGUACUGAACAGUAAUGAGACAGAUCAAGGAUCAUCUGGAUCUGCGGGCUUCUUAGGUCCUCGAACAGAGCAGUUUGCCCUUGGUUCCUUGUACUAUCUCAUAAAUUAUGGCUUUGAGGUUUACGGAGAUCGAUGCCUUGCCGAGGAUCCUAAGGAGCAUGGACGUAAGACUGUUGACUUACUCCAGAAAAUGGAGUUUCCGAAGCUAGAUGGUGACCCACCGAUUGACAAUAUCAUCAACAAAUGUUGGCACAACAAGUAUUCCACUGUCGCGGAAUUGGCUGCAGACACCCAGAUGCUCCUUAGAGGAGAAAUCAAGGGGGAAGUAAUCGCCGAAACGAUCGCCAUCACCCGAUGGCGCACGGAUAUAAGCAGUAUAAUUCGUGGGUUAUGGUGCAGCCUCGGGGAUUGGCUGCCGUUUUCACGACGGAGCACCAAAGAUGAUGAAAACAACACCGAAGAUAUCGAUGGCAGAGAACGCAAUAAUGACAGCGAUUGCAACGUGGACGAAGAUCACUUGGCAGAGGAUUUGGCUUCGAAGAAGGCGUUCUGUCAGGACUUGGAGAAGCGUGGACUUCUUCAUUUGCUUUCUUCGGGUGAACCUGAACAACUUGGUUUCACUUUCGACUGGUACAGGUACACGUCCUCAGUUGCGAAAGAGCAAGCACAAUUUUGA
Molecule: messenger RNA, 1215 nt
Organism: Histoplasma capsulatum G186AR
Lineage: Eukaryota; Fungi; Ascomycota; Eurotiomycetes; Onygenales; Ajellomycetaceae
Product: protein kinase
Exons: 2
Coding region: 1-1215 (404 amino acids)
Biological process (GO): peptidyl-threonine phosphorylation; peptidyl-serine phosphorylation
Molecular function (GO): ATP binding; protein serine/threonine kinase activity
Source: RefSeq, a predicted model, not a curated record